Molecule: messenger RNA, 900 nt
Organism: Polistes dominula (European paper wasp)
Lineage: Eukaryota; Metazoa; Arthropoda; Insecta; Hymenoptera; Vespidae
Product: extensin-like
Source: RefSeq, a predicted model, not a curated record
CAAGGAGGGUCUUCAGGGGGCUUCUCUCCCUACGUCAAACGGGAGCCCGUCGAAGGAUGGUCUAUUCACCACCGCAGUCGCCGGAGCAGGAGGUGGCCACGAGCUGCGCUCCGGCGACCCUCACUACGGCAACUACCACAACUACAACCUGCACGGGCUCCCUUCCAUCGACCAGGGCAACUCCACCACAGGGGAGAAGUCCCCCUGUACAGCUGCUAACACCAACCGGGCGGCCACCAACACCACCCCAGCAGCUGCCAAAACCACCGGAGCACCUGCCAACACCACCUCUGCGGCCGCAAACACCACCCGAGCGGCCGCAAACCCCGCCCCCGCAGACAAACCCUGAACCCAGGAGGGCGGUGGAACAAGGAAGGGGAGCAGACCCUCAGAAGCGGACUCCGCCCCCAUCAAGGGAGAAGGAAAAAGAAGAGGAAUGGAGGCUGGUGGGGAGUGGAAGAAGAAGUAGAGGGGGAAGAAGAGGAAGAAGAAGAGGAGAGCCGACGUCCCCCGGAUCCGAGUCUAAUCCUGAGAGACCCGCCGGAAACCGUCCUGACCCUGGGGGUGAUUCCCCCCAUAGCCCWACACAUCAGCCCGUACCCCUCACACAGAAUCCUUUCCUCUCCSUUCCCACAGAUGAUGCCGGAGGGAGUAGUUAAGAUAAUGGGGGGGAGGGGGCCCUCCUCUUUGUGGGCGCGGGGCGGCCUCGUMGUCCGUCGGGCGGUCAGUCUCCUCCUGGUUCUGCUGGAGGGCGUUGGGGGGUUGGGCGUCGUCGCGCYAAUCCCUCCUCGCCCAACAGCGACCAGGGGGUGCUGAUCCGUCUGAUUGAGGCGGCGGGAACCGUCCAGGAGUUGGAAAACGCCGCCCAAAGGGUGGCGGAGUUUUUCAGCUCUCGUGCGC